Ictalurus furcatus (blue catfish) is the source of this 1152-nucleotide messenger RNA. RefSeq names its product intraflagellar transport 22 homolog (Chlamydomonas) (gene ift22). The transcript is spliced from 5 exons. Gene Ontology annotation, cellular component: endomembrane system. Lineage: Eukaryota; Metazoa; Chordata; Actinopteri; Siluriformes; Ictaluridae. Gene Ontology annotation, molecular function: GTPase activity. Gene Ontology annotation, biological process: intracellular protein transport. The coding region runs from base 271 to 849 and encodes 192 amino acids. The record is from RefSeq and is a predicted model, not a curated record.
CUUCACAGCUUGCAGGCUGCAGCGCCAUGACAACGAUAUGUUUAUGUGUUUCUGUCUUUGACACCAGUGUGUCGUUUUAAAUAUUAUAUAACAUAAUAUUAGAACUUCAAUAUACAUUCACAUGUCCAUUCGCUGCUAUUUAUUUCGGUGAACUCUUACCCAGUUAAAGAAGUUAGCUAGCAAUUUAGCUGGCUGGCUUGAAAUCAGCUCGUUAGCUGCCUAGCCUAGCCUAGCCUUGUCUAGCUGGUUGUGUGUUAUCCUUUGGUGAAAAUGUUAAAAGUUAAAAAUCUAAAAGUGAAAAUUCUUUUAAUUGGACCAAGUGAGUGUGGGAAGACAGUAUUGGCAAAUUUUCUCUCUGACACAGUGGAGACAGUCGGAUCUGAAUACAGACCGACACAGGGAGUCAGGAUACUGGAGUUUGAGUCUCAGAAUCUGGGAAGUGGGACCAAAGACAGUGCUUGUGAAGUGGAGCUGUGGGAUUGUGCUGGAGAUUUCAAGUUUGAAGCAUGCUGGCCAGCUUUAAUGAGAGACUCCAAUGGAGUGGUCAUUGUAUUUAACCCUGAUAUUCCAAGUCACCUCAAGGAAGUAGAGACUUGGUACUCGACCUUCAUCUCCUCUCAAAGCCUACAGGCAGGACAGUGUCUGCUCAUAGCACACCACAAGCCUGGUAGUGGAGCAGAUACGUCACACCCUCAGUUAGCCCCUCAAUUGAACAAGCUGCCUCUCAUUCAUUCCAACUUAGAGGAAGACCCUGAAGGGCUGCGUCAGGAGUUCUGCACAUAUCUAGGAAACGUUGCGCAGCGCUUGUCGGAAAGUCUGGAACGUGAGGAGAUGUCCAUUAUAGCAUAACCACCACUUUUUAUAUUCAGACUACAUUAUACACUGGUAUUAUGAGUUAGGACUGAUCAAAUGAAUAGGAAUUAUUAUUAUUAUUUUUUUUAAAACAGAUGUAUCAGAGAGAGUCUGUUGAUAUACAGAAUAUGUAAGUUGAAAUAUGCUGGAGAAUUCCUUUAAAGAUCAUUUAUAAGUAUUUAUGUCUGUCCAAUACCCAGUUAAUAGUUGUUUCUGUGGUAUAUAAGGAAACCUUGAGUUGACACCAAAAAGGAAAGUCAUAUACACCUUUCAGCAUGCUGAAUAAAGGUCUCAGCAUCA